Messenger RNA from Gaeumannomyces tritici R3-111a-1, 2505 nucleotides. Its product is annotated as exosome complex exonuclease Rrp. The transcript has 5 exons. The record is from RefSeq and is a predicted model, not a curated record. Gene Ontology annotation, molecular function: 3'-5'-RNA exonuclease activity; nucleotide binding; nucleic acid binding. Bases 1 to 2505 code for a protein of 834 amino acids. Gene Ontology annotation, biological process: histone mRNA catabolic process; nuclear polyadenylation-dependent antisense transcript catabolic process; nuclear polyadenylation-dependent rRNA catabolic process. Gene Ontology annotation, cellular component: nucleolus; nuclear exosome (RNase complex). NCBI's taxonomy places the organism in Eukaryota, Fungi, Ascomycota, Sordariomycetes, Magnaporthales, Magnaporthaceae.
AUGGAGGCGUCGCAGGACUUCAAAUCGCUGCAGGACAAGAUCCAAGCGGCACUGGUGUCCACCACCCGCCGCGUCAACGCCAUCGCCAGUCAGGACCUUGGCUUCCGUCGCAACGUCGAUCCCGACUCGGCCGAGCAGCUCGACGAACAGCGCACAAAAAUCCUUGAACUCGCCAGCGCCCUGGUACAGACGGCAGCGUCGAGCGCGGGCGGUGCCAGGGCAAAGGCCAAGGCUAAGCCCAUCACGCUCGAGGACGCCGAGGACGUCGACGACAACUGGCAGACCAUUGUGGAUGCGCUCGAUACUGCCCUGGAGAAGGCCGACACCUGCAUUGACGACUACACUGGACUUGUCAAGAGGAAGGAUGCGCCGACCGCAGAAAUGGGACCAAACGCAAAGAAGUCGAAGCCAGGACAGCUUGAUAGAUCCCUCCGAUAUGCCAAUAUCAUCAAGCCUCAGAAGGCUUUCGACACGGCUCCAGACAACUUCGGCAAGGGACCAUGGAAGCCAAUCCUGUCUACGAAGCCACACGCCACCGUUCCAUUGGAGCAGAGCCUGUCAACAUUCCAGGAUGACGACGGCGAGACACAAUAUAAACAUCCCUAUGAGACAGAGAUUCUGCACAUGAAAUACCCAGAAAGCACCUACCAGACUAGAGAGCCCAUUCCCUACACACCCGUCACCAAGUCGAAGCCCAUCUACGUCGACACCUACGAGGGCGUCCUUGAGAUGCUAGAGGACCUCAAGCGGGCGACCGAAAUCGCCGUAGAUCUCGAGCAUCACGACUUCAGGACGUACUCUGGGCUUUUGUCGCUGAUGCAAGUCAGCACCCGAGACAAGGACUGGGUCGUCGACACACUCAAGCCCUGGCGCCGCCGACUCGAGGUUCUCAACCAAGUGUUUGCGGACCCGAAGAUAUUGAAGGUCUUCCACGGUGCAUUCAUGGACAUCAUAUGGCUGCAGAGGGACCUUGGGCUCUACGUCGUCGGUCUCUUUGACACAUUUCACGCGGCAGAGGCCUUGCUCUACCCUAGUAAGAGUCUAGCUUACCUCCUGAAGAAGUUUGCCGACUUUGAAGCGGACAAGCGUUUCCAGAUGGCCGACUGGCGGAUCCGGCCGCUCUCCAAGGAGAUGCUCUACUACGCCCGCUCAGACACGCACUAUCUUUUGUACGUCUACGACAUGAUGCGCAACGAGCUUGUCAAGCAGUCCAGGAGGGGAGAUCCGGACGGGGAUCUUGUGGAAAAGGCACUGCAAAAAUCCAAGGAGACGUCUCUUCAGAGGCACGAGCCGUAUACUAGUGACCCCGUGACUGGCAAGGGCACGCGGGGCUGGUUCAACGGAAUCUCCAGAAUUCCCAGCAACUUCACCAGCGAACAAUUUGCAGUAUUCCGAGAACUUCACAGGUGGCGAGACGAGACUGCUCGACGAGAGGACGAGAGUCCAAUGUACAUCAUGUCACAGCAGGUUCUCGUCGAGGCUUCGAGGGCUAUGCCUUCGUCCCCCAAUGAGCUGCGGAAGCUCUUCUUCCAUCCGAGCAAUCCGCUCAAGGACGGUGUGAACCAGCUGGUGAGGCUGAUCAAGAGAGCGAGGGAGAAGGGGGCGGAGGGCCCGACUCUCAUGGACGUCCUCAAGGCAGACCGCGUCGACAACAUAAUCGGUGGCUUGAACCUCGGUGCCGUCUCGCGGGCGAAUGCGAAUCCAGCACAGGCUGAUGAUAGGGAUAUCCCUGAAGCCUCGGCUCUGAGAGGAAAGCGAUCACAACUUUGGGGGAGCGUGCCGCUCAGUACAUUAUGGGAGAAGGUGGCCGACAAGAUGGCCACCACGGACGAACCCAUAGCCGUGCCAUGGAGCACGUUCGUUGCCAAGGCUCAAGUCUCGACCGAUGGCGAACUUGGCCCUGCUGAUCAGCAAACGGAUGAAGGCAACAUGGAAGUUGACGAGGACAGCGGCGGCGUUUCUGUGGUAGAGAAGUCGGAGGAGACGCCCAACAUUCCAAUGGAUCAGGAGUUCACCUUGCGAGCCGGACGGCCGCCAGCGACGGCGGGAGAAGCCGCUGAUUCUUCAGACACAUCAGAUUCCUCCUCGGAUGAGGAAGAUGAGGGGGAGGAGGAGCGCCGGAAGGCUGGAAAGCAGCGCCGGAAGGAGGAGAGGCGACUGGCAAAGCUCAAGCGCAAGGAAGAGAGGGCGAUCGAGAAGGCAGCCAUGAAAGCGGAGAAGAAAGCGCUGAAGCAGGCCAAGAAGGCAGCCGAGGCAGCAGCGAAGCUCGAGUCCGGCGAGGCCCAAGACGGUGAGGUCAGCGACGAAGCAGCAGACGGCGGCGAACAGCCCUUUGACUACAGCAAGGCGCAGUCAGUCAUGAAGAGCAAGCGGGCCAAGGACGGCGGCAACGGCGGAGCCAAGGUGUUUGACCCGUAUGUGGCCAAGACAACGGCACAGGGCCCAAAGGCGGCCAGGCGGAUGAACCACGAGAGGGCGGGCAAGACGGCGACGUUCAAAAAGUGA